AUGCCUUCAAUGAUUGGCAAAGAGAAGAAAAAGAAAGAGCUUAUACAGAAUCUUGAUAAAAUAUUCGAGCAGCUGCAGCGUGAACAUACCAUAUCAGCUGGCGAUUUUCCGGACAUAAACAAAAUGCGCGAGCGUUUACCGGAUUAUGAUUUUACAAAAUUCAACCCAAUUAAACCAAAACUAUUGGACGUCGUUAAUGGGAUGCUUGCUUCGGAUAUUGCUCGACUGAUGGCGCAAAUCCCGAAGGAAGAGAAUGCACCAAUAACGAACGGCUUGGCACAGUCCCAUCAAACUGAAGUGAGUUUUUUGUCUGCUCUUUCAUUCGGUUUUGACGUUUCAUGA
Gongylonema pulchrum is the source of this 342-nucleotide messenger RNA. The record is from the annotation of a GenBank genome assembly. Lineage: Eukaryota; Metazoa; Nematoda; Chromadorea; Rhabditida; Gongylonematidae.